CAAAAGUACAAAAAAUCGGCUGUGAUCUGUUCAAGUCAAAGUACAAAACAGCCAAACUUAUUUAUAUUUUUGAAAGUAUUUUAUGUUUUUUAUGUGGAUGAAAUAGUUUGACUUGGAAAUGCAUAAUUUUGUACGAUUUUUAAGGCCAGUUUCAAGAAGUCCACGUCUCGAAUUAUCGAGAAUUCAGGUAAAAUGGCGAGAAUUUUUCCAACCUAUAAACUGGUUUAUAGCUAUGUCAAGCAAUAUAAUUUCUUAUAUCUUAUGUUCAUGAGCAAAUGCGUAUGGUAUAUUAUUAGAGCCAUGUUAAACUAUAGGAAAAACAUCUAAGAUUUUAUCAAUAGGAAAUUAAUAUUUUCUUUUUGUUUAAUUUAAGUCCAUCAUUUGUAAACAGGAAAAUAUAUAAAAAUACAUGCAGUAAAAAAAUUUUUGGAUCAUGAAAAAUAGUAAGUUAUAUUCAUCCAACACCAGACCUUUAAGUUCUAUGGCUAUUGAUCUGACAUAGUAUUAUGCAUGUGCACAUGCAAUAUUCACGUUUUUAUGGACAAUAAAUGUUUAUGAACCUGUCGCGCACUCUAAUUACCCCUAUUCUGACCCUAACCUGUUCUUAUCCUAACCGUUCUGGCCACUCGUUUGCAGGUAGAAGAACUCUAAAGGCCUGAUUCCACGGGCGCUUUUUCUUGGCGAAAUGCGAAAUAUUUCGCCUGUUUCUUUUGAAUUGCGACCACUCGAAUAAAUUAUUUCUACUUGAUUGCCCACAAUUCAAAAGAAACAGGCGAAAUAUUUCGCAUUUUGCCGAGAAAAAGCGCCCGUGGAAUCAGGCCUUAAUACACAUACACUUGAAAUUCCACUCUGGGAUUUGAUCCGGGUGAUAGCGCAUGCAAAGGCAACUGCCUUAACCACUUGGCUACUGAGGAAUUGCUUGAAAUCAACUGGUGUCAUUUUAGCAUGUUUAAAGAAUGAGGAAAACACUUUUGUCAGAUCUAUAGCCAUGUAACUUAGGUUCCGGUGACAGAACAAUAACCACAGCAUAACUAUUAUAAAAUUGUCAUUCUUUUAUUUUCUGUUUUCAACUUUAUCGUAGUAACCUCAUGGUAACCUCAUGGUUGCAACUUCGUUGCUCGCGACUUUGUCGCUCGUCCGAGGUUGACUUGUUAGCAAGUCUACUGUCUGCCGUGCGUAAACACCUCACCAGCAGUACUAUAUAAUAUUGAUAAUGUGUUAGACUUGCUAACAAGUCAACCUCGGACGAGCAACAAAGUCGCAAGAUGAAGGACUUUGCAAAAGUCUAGGCAGACAGUAAAAACCAAGUAACAGGUUAUCAAUAUUUCAGAGUGGUAACUGGGUAACAUAUUACUGCACAUACCUGAAUGAUAACCUGAUGCAGUGGGUAUAUCUGCCACAAUGAGCAGCAAAUAUGCUACAUUUUAUUUCAAAAAACGUUCUCUUAUGAAUGUGGGAGCAAAUGUACUGCACAUACUCAGACUAUCCAUGGACAUUCACACAAUACCGGACAAAUUCAAGACUGUAUUCAAAUUUGUCCAGUUCAAUUUUUCAUAUGGGAAAUCAUAUUAUUCAUAUGAUUAGUCUUGUUCGGUCGAUCUACGAUUGUCCUGUGUUCACACACAAAGUGAAUGGAACCUCAGUAAGGCUGAUUCUGUCCCACAAGCAUUAAGCCAAUAUUUUGUAACAAAAUAUGUUUACCGAUGAACUAUGUAUUUUAACCCAUUGAGUGGCAGCACUCUCCCCCUGACAAGUAAAAUUGUCUGGUGUUAGACAGAGUAAAGUGAUCUGGCAUUAGACAGUGAGAGUAAAAUAAUACAAUCUGGGUGGGCAGAUGGUCUGAUUAACCCCUUGAGUGGCAGCACUCUCCCCCUGACAAGUAAGUAAAAUCAUCUGGCAUUAGAGUAAAAUAAUCUGGUAUUAGAGUAAAAUAAUUCAUUGCACAAACUAUGUAAUUGUGUCAACGUCUCAACGAGUUAAGGCAUUGGCAGAUAGUAUGGUUUAUCCAUUUAAUAUUUUCCCACAGCAAGUAAAAAAUCAUCUGGCAAUUUAGCUAUGAGAGCAAAGUAAAUUAUGCCUGGCCAAUGGUGCACCUUACAAGGCAAUGGUUUGUUUUUAACAAAAUCUGGCUGAAUUCCAUAGCAAUUUCAUUUAGGUCCGACAUCUUCCACUAUGUGUUACACCACUCAGUGAGCCACUCGAAAAUCUUGAAGUUGAAGAGCCUAAAACUAUCUCCUAUUCAUCUGAUGUUCAGGUACAGUAUUAAUAUAACGAGUCAUUCCAGAAAAUGUCCAUACCUCCCCAAUGGAGGUUAACCCCUAUCCUCUGGACUCCUUCAGACUUCCCGGUGCAUGUUAUUACCAGAAGUAAUUUUUUACCUGUCACUCCAAACUGCAAGAAUUUCCUCCGUAGGUAGAGUGUGGAUAUCUUUUGGAAUGACUCAAUGACCCAAUAUUAUAAUGUGAUGAUAUUUUGAGUAUAGCUGGUCCAGUGUAUAGGUCGUCUGGUCAAACCUUUCCAUAGAAACACACCUCUCUAUUAUAGAGUACAUGUUUCAUUGUCUUGAAUGCAUAUUAAUUCUCACAAUUCUCUCUUCAUAUUAUUUUGAAAUAUGUUUAGGUGACAACGUUAAGUAAUGGUCUAAAAGUGGCAUCGGUCGACAGCGCAAGCCCCACAUCGAGAAUUGGAUUAUUUUUUAAAUCUGGAAGUCGAUACGAGACCUUCCAGAAUAGUGGCAUAUCACACAUUUUGAGAUGUGGUGCUUUCCUGGUAUGUACAGUAUAAUGAUGAAAUAUAGAGCUAAGGCAGUCAACAUUUUAGUUACUAUGGACGUUACAGAUGUAAAAGCAAGUUCUAAAACUAAAAGACGACAGGCCAUUUGGAUUCUUGAAAACUACAAGUAAAACUUCGACACUUAGAGCGAAACGUCAAAAUCUUGCUUGAAUUUUUCAGGUAGCUGAAUCCCUUAUUACUCAAUUCUCAUGCAUAUAAGCAUUUAUAUAAAAAAAUUACAAAAAGAAAAGAAAACCCCAGUUAUUUCUUUUUUGGCCUCAUGAAAGGUCAGGUAGUAGUGGUAAGUAUAAAAUUGAGUUGAUCAUGCGCUAGUAAUGUAAUGAUCUAAUAUCUACUAUUUUAGACCACAUCAGAUCAUACAGGUUUCCACAUCUCUCGAACAAUGGAAGAAAACGGCAUAGAUUUAGAGUAAGACAUCAAUAAAUUGCAUAUUAUGAACAACAAUUCCCAGCAUGUAGAUGAGGAUUAAAUACAUGCUCAGUUCAAUUUAUCUGUACUAGUUGUGCAACUUUAUUCAAGUGUUCCUAAUUUGCUUUUCAGGGCAUCAUCUACAAGAGAACAUCUUAUAUAUUCAGCUCAAUGUUUGAAAGAUGAUGUGUGAGUGUGGCAAUAUAUGUACAAGAAAUUACGGGAACCACUGAGUAUUUUAAUAAAAUAUAAAACAACGGUAACUCCGAAAAUAAACAUUUUCAACUAAGAUUAUCUAUGAUAAUCAUGAUUAUCUGUGAUUACCUAUGAUUAUAUAUGAAUAUCAUAGAUUAUCUAUGAUCAUCAUUAUGAUGACUGAAUCUUAGUCGAAAGCUAGAAUAUUAAAGUGUUUAUUUUCGGAGUUACUAUAAUAGUAAAUUUAAGGCCUUUGUUUAUAUAUAGCAGGGCGAUCUCAAUUAGAUUUGAUUUCAAACUAGAAUUUUAACGACACUAUAAAUGAAAAAAAAAGAAAUCAUUGAUCUGUAUCCCACUUUAUGUCUGUCAGUGUCUAAGAUAAUUUUGAUUUUGUCUAAGAUGUUAGGGGAGACUCUUGUGGUGUUAAUUAUUCAUUUACAUAUGUUUAUUGAUAUAUCAAUUGAUCUUAUUAGGAGUCUUGUUAUUCCGUAUCUUGCAAGUGUGGCCCGAGCUCCUGAAUUUCGACAGUGGGAGGUAAUGCUUACACUUUGCACAAUUCACAUCACCCAAAAAUAAUGUGUUGUCAUGUGUAUUUUGGUAUGAUGAAUGCUAGGGAAUGAUGAAUAUAACGAUAUGAUUACAGCUGUACACAGUAUAAUCCAGUUUCUCCCUUGUAGCUUGAAGAUAUUGUAGAAAACAUUGAAUUAGACCUGGCUAUGGCUAAGACUAAUCCACAAAUAGGUACUGUAUUUUUCACUUUGCUACCUCACAAUGCGAUGAUUCGAGAUUGUUAGUCAUACCUGACUGCUACUCCAAUGGUUAUUGCUACGUGCUCAAGCUGGUAAAACCGUAUUGGCUGAAAAAAAGAAAUACCAGACCGUAGUAUGGGCGUGCCUCUGAUAUUCUGUAUUUUUGUUAUUUUAAAUUCAUUUGAUAAACGUCAACGGGGAUUAUGUCAGCAAGGCCGGAUUUUGGUGGAAAUAGUGGGUGAGGUGGAAAAAUAUUUAGGGGAGGUGCAGCGGUCUAGCUCACGGACCCCCAUGGAAUGUUAGGGCUUAGAACGGGCGAAAGUCAACGACGUGACGUAUGCAUCAUGUAGUGUACAAAUGUAUCAAUGUAGGAGGCUAUUAAUGAAUGAGGACUGUACAACUCAUCCAAUUUUGCCCUUCGUUUCAAUUACUACGAAGUUUUUUUCAAAACAUUGCAUUAAAAGGGUACUUGACACAGAGAUGAAUGGCUAUCACUGUUUCAAUUUUACAGAAAAACUUUCUUACGAAGUGUCGACCCUAAGCAACCAAAAAUUUCAAAUUUUCACUUCGACCUAUCAUUGAAACUUUCCCAAAUCCGACCUUGGAUUAUGUUUUGUGUCUAAACCACAUUGUUCUGCUUGCAGGAUUAAUUGAAGAACUACACAAAGUCGCAUAUAGGUGAGUGCUAAUUAUACCAAUAUAUAUACUGUAGCACUAUGUGUAUGGUACAGUACUAUCUGGAACGUAUAAUAGUUUUGUUUGUGGAAACACCACGUAUAUUUAUUAGUGCAAAACUUUCGAUCCGUAAGCCCGGAUCUUCAUCAGUGCUAAUAAUAUCACUGAUGAAGAUCCGGGCUUAUGGAUCGAAAGCUUUGCAGUAAUAAAUUUACGUGGUGUUUCCACAAACAAAACUAUUAUAUGUUUUAUCGCCAUGCAAACAUACAAAGAACUUAUCUGGAACGUGUUUUUGAUUGCGUUCCAUGCAUGUACCAUAAGAGCACGUUUCGGAUGCGUUUGGAACGUGUACACAAUAUUUCUUUUCGUUUUCAGAAAUGGAUUAAGAAACUCGAUCUACUGCAAACCUUACAAAGCCAAUAAAUUUACAACUGAAAUGGUAAGAGUAAAGAUGUCUUCCUAUACGACGCUGCAUGUUGUACACUUCGUAUGAAGCACCGAUCAAAUGAGAGUUGUGCAACACUCAUCGACAUCAAAUCUUAUCAAAUUUGAGCUGUUUCAAAUUUUGAUUGGAGUUGAUGAGAAUUGACGAGAGUUUUUGCUAGUGCGUUUGAAUAGUAAUCUAUACUAUAGGCAACUCUCAUGCAAUUCUCGUUUGACCGGGGUAUGAGAGUUGAGAAAACUCUCGUGCAAACUCUCGCUUCUCAACUCUCAUCAACUGUCAAUUUGUUUUUGCAGCUCUUAAAUUUUGUCAAAGACUCGUUUGUUGGCAACCGGAUGGCUUUGGUUGGUGUGGGUAAGAAGUUAAGAAUAAUUUCCUGAAGAAUUAUUUGAAAGGUGUAUUUCACAUAUACAUCGACAUUGUAUCUUGUAUUUUCUUCAAUACCAGGUGUGCCUCACGAAAGUUUAGUUGGUUUAUGUGAAUCUCAUUUCUCUGCAAUCCCGGCUGGAAAUGCUGUUGUUAACGAAAAGCCAAAUUAUACUGGAGGUAAUACUGUAGAGUAUUGCAGAAUUUGUCAUCUUCUUCGCUCAAGGCAGCUCAAAUUGCUACAUCGAAAACCGGUCAAGUAAACUAUUUAUUUUUAAAAUUUAUUAACAGGUGAAGUUCAUUGUGAACAAUCAGAUGGCCUCGUUCAUAUUGCUCUUGCAUCGGAAGGCGCAAGGUAGGUUUAGUUUAGAUUUCUUCUUCUACAGGAACAUCCCAUGUUAGUGCAGGAGGAAACCUAAACUAAAGUCUUUCAGCUUUAAUUGUCCCCCGUAGAGGUUCACACUCGAUUAGCACCAAUCCUGCAUGGCUCUUUUCAUAGUUCUAUUAUCCGGUAACCGAAUAUUGCAGGAAUUAAACACAGCCACAGGUCACAGAAUUGUACCACUUACUGAAAUUAAGUAUAUUUCUGAUUCUUUAGCACCAGUGACAAGAAUUACCUUGCGUUUGGUGUUUUACAAGUAAGACAAAGCCUUCUCACUACUCUACCUUUUAAUAGUGUAAAUUUUACCUUUAUUAAUCAAGCGUUUCAAAUUUGUGAAAUCAGUUUAUCAUCAAAUCAAAAUAUGUUUUUCCUGCAGCGAGUUCUUGGUGUAACACCAUUUAUCAAAUGGGGAAGUAAUACCACAUCAUCAAGGUAAUAUGACAUUCUCAACAACACUUUCGAAAUAUUACGAACACACUCGAAGUAACUUAGUAGCAUCAUCUCAAAUAUUUCCAAUGUUCAAUUGUUCUCUUAGGAUAAAUAAGGCGGCGCAAGGAGUGACAGAUGGGCCAUUUAUGGUAAGCAAAACCGAGUACAAUCAUUAGGUAUAUAUUAUGAAAACAACCCACCAUGGGCGGAUUUACUGGGGUGGGGGGUUAAACCAGGGAUGGAUUUGCUGGGGGGGGGUACACCCCCCCAGCCCUGGCCAGAGGGGGUGCUAUUUUUCAUGAUAAAGCAAAAAAUUAUUAGAGACAAAAUGAGAUACAGUAAUUUGAGUAAUAACAUGAUGAUAAGCAAACUGUGAACAAAAAUUACAAUUCAAAGUGUCCAACCCAAAAUUAAAGGUCGCUUCACCCCUCCUAUUUUGUGCGAGUCUUUAACCGUAAUGCCUAACCCCUGCCGAAGUUAGCUCAUAUGUCUUGAACCCCACUAGAAAUUUUUCCACCCCUCCUUUAAAAAAACCUAUCUAUUUCAACUUCAGGGAUCAACAUUAAACAUCAACUAUUCAGAUUCUGGUUUGUUUGGUUUCUAUACGGCAGCUAGCCCUAAGGAUGCAGGCAAGGUAUAUGAAUGAGGCGUAGUAUACUAAACAGUUACGGCUACUAUGGCCUGGUUUACACUGUCAAAGUUUCUGUGAUCACAGUAGGAAUUUUGCAUAGGUAAAUUCUAAGUUUUGAAGGAUUUAUAAGAAAUGUUUGAGGGAACUGACUCAGUGUUUAUAGUUCCGUCAAACAUUUUUCCAAAUCCUUCAAAACUUAGAAUUUACUGAUGCAAAAUUCCUACUGUGAUCACAGAAGUGUAAGUGAUAGUGUGAACCAGCUUAAAGCUGGAGUAAUACGAGCAACAAAAUUGCUGCAACUUGCAACAAAAUCUGAUUUCUACGCAUGUUAUUGAAAAUAUUUAUACACAUACAUUACAAAUCACAGGGCAACAUGUAUCGACAUUUCUACUAACAUGCGUUGAAAUCAGAUUUUGUUGCAAGUUGCAGCAAUUUUGUUGCUCGUAUUACUCCAGCUUUAACAAACCAAGUGUGGCUACAUGUUUCUUGUACAUUUCACUGGACUAUAAUUUUUCUCCACAGGUUACACGUGCUAUUGUGGAUCAGUUUGGUAAAGUAUCCAAAGGCGAUGUCACGAAAGAAGAGGUCGAACGAGCUAAGUACGUUGUUGGACUGACUGUAUGUAGAUUUAUGAGGUAGAAUGUAUCCCAGUAAUACGUUUUUCUUUGUCUACCAGAAAUCAACUAAAAUCCAGCAUACAAAUGUCAGGCGAGAGCUAUGUUGACCGAAUUGAAGACAUUGGCACACAGGUUUGAGGGCAGAUCUUACAGGCCUUUUUACAGACUGGAGAUCUUAUUCUGCCCACUCAGUCGAUGUAGUGACGUCACACCGAGCUUCUGAACCUAACCCUAACCCGAACGUUUCCGACAAAUCUUCGGUGUGAAGUCACUACAUCAACUAAGCGCAGACUAGUUUUUCCCUUUUAUACAGACUGCAUUGGCAGUCUGGCAUAUCGACUGUUGUACUCAAUUUAUGACGUCAUUUUAGGUUUUAAUUAGUGGGACAUAUACCUCACCGGACUCGUGUGCUCAGUCAGUGGAUAAAAUCACAUCUGAAGAUGUUGUCGAUGUAAGUGUGUGUACACAGUGUUUAUAUAUUGAACUAGGACACAGAACUAUUUGACCAAAGUAUGACCCUAAAACUGCGUUACGCCUGGUUUACAAGAAAUGAUCGAUGGAACUGAACUAAUGUUAAACAAUGAGUCAGUUUCCUCAAACAUUUCUUACAAAUCCUUCAGAACAUAGAAUUUACCCAUGCAAAAUUCCUACUGUGAUCACAGAAACUUCGAGUGUGAACCAGCCGGCUUUACACCACGGACGUUUCUGUGAUCACAGUGGCUACAAUUCUACAAAUCAAACAUAUAGACACGGUAUAGAGACCACAGGGAAGUCCGACUCAGUCAAAAAGGCGUCGCCAUGUUCCUAGCCAUCGCUUACGAGAGGCCACCCCCUCUCCCCAAAUCAUAGGCGCCGACAGGAAAUCGUGACUUCUGUGUGGUCUCUGUUCUGUGGUAUGGACGUGAAAUGUUUAAGGUCCAUUUCAACUCAAGGCAAUUUCAGCGGAAAGAAAAAUUUUCAAAAUGUGUGAUUGGCAGACACAAAUUUUCGGUCGGAAAAAAUUUUGAAGUUGCAAAUUUUCAACUUUUAACAAUGACAUUUUCGGAACAUUUUCUGUCCGUGGAAAUUUUUCUUGAGUGGAAAUGGACCUUCAGAUUCGAACGAGACAAGCAACAUGAAUACACCAUUCUCAUACCGAGAGCCCGUCUUCCGCACAGCGCUUUGGGUACGAGAAUGAUACCACACAAAUAUCUUGCAUUUUUUUUUCAGGCUGCUAAACAGAUUUUUGCGAAGAAAGCAAGUCUGGUUGUACUGGGUGAAAGUGACUCGUUACCGCAUCUUGAUGAACUAUUAUAAUGCUCGAAAUAAUUUCACUUGAAUAUUGUCGGCGAGAAGAAAAGUUGUUUAUGAAAAAUUUGUUAAAUAAAGUUUUAAUCUGAAACGUUCACGGUUCAACUUAUGCUUUAAUACAGCCCUGAAGGCUCCUUUCCACUCGUCCUAAACGCAAGCUCGCUGCUUC
Molecule: messenger RNA, 9146 nt
Organism: Paramuricea clavata
Lineage: Eukaryota; Metazoa; Cnidaria; Anthozoa; Malacalcyonacea; Plexauridae
Source: the annotation of a GenBank genome assembly